Vitis riparia (riverbank grape) is the source of this 726-nucleotide messenger RNA. RefSeq names its product probable LRR receptor-like serine/threonine-protein kinase At1g07650. The transcript is spliced from 7 exons. Gene Ontology annotation, molecular function: protein binding. Lineage: Eukaryota; Viridiplantae; Streptophyta; Magnoliopsida; Vitales; Vitaceae. The coding region runs from base 56 to 532 and encodes 158 amino acids. The record is from RefSeq and is a predicted model, not a curated record.
GCGUCCCUGUGAGUGUACCAUUGCCCAUGAUAUAUCACUGGAAAAUGUUUCAAGAAUGCAUGAGCUUUCAGAAGCCUUCCAUGCUAUUUCCUUAAGACACACAUGCCUCUUGUCUAUCUUGGAGCAGUUUAGUAAACUGAGUUCUAGGGCCGGAAGAAUUAGUGACUUAAAUGGAGAGGGUUCCACUUUUCCACCCCUAAGAAGCAUGAAAAGAAUGAUGUUGAGGGGCUGUAAUAUCUCAGGACCAAUCCCCACAUAUAUAGUAGAGAUGACAGAAUUGAGAUUUUUAGAUCUCAGCUUCAACAAGUUGAACAGAGAGAUUCCAAAUCUUGAUGGCCUAACAAACGUGGAGGUCAUCUGUCUGACAGGCAACCGACUUAAUGGAAAUAUUCCAGAUGGAAUCAAGGGAAGGCAGAGCCGCACUGAAAUAGAUCUUUCUUACAGUAACUUCUCUGAGCAAUCUGCACUACCUUCUUGUGGAGAUAGCUUGCAAGAACUAUUUCUUAGUAAACUAAACCUUGUCAAGCUUUAGGCGCAAUUUUUCUUUCAUUCACUGUCUACAUUAAAUUAUCUUCUUUUUUGUUUCAUUAGGAACUUGUUCAGAAGCUUUUCUGAGGAGGGGAACUUGUAAACUUUUUACUUUAUAAUUUGUGUGUGAAGGGAAGCAAUUUGUAUAUGUUUUAUCUUGCACAACAUUGAUUCUUUUCUUUUCUUUUCUUUCUUUUU